CGUAUACCCAGGUACCUACCUAGGUACGUAUGCCCUACACUUGGCUACCAGGUACUUGGGAGGUACGUGCUUCUUGACAACAUUGCACACGUAUUGUCCGGAGCCAUCGACAACGUCCGCUGGCAGGAAAGGCCUGCAAAGUGAAUCCUGCACAUUUCACGUCAUCGUCAUCUCGACAUUCCCAAUCUCUGGGAAUCCAUUUCCGGCAUCUGAUGUGGAAAAUUUGACUCCCUUUGCAAUCUUGGGUCCGUGGGGGCCGCAGCGGACUUGAACCGGAGCACCAGGAGGUAUCCCUGCCAGACACGCUAGAAGCACGCACCAGAUCUUUCUCCCUUGCCUGAACCUCGUGAGCGCUGCGCCUGUCCGACAUCAACGACCUUGUCAUCCCAGCCUGUCAACUCCCCCAGUUGAAACACCUCCUGCCUCAGCUUCGCUCGGAACAGCCCAGCACCGUCCAAGCCAGCGCAAGCCAUUGAAAGCCUCGUUCCACCCUGCGACUUCACAUGCAGUCAAUCUAGAACCGACAAAAGCCCGUUUUCGUAGGAUUUUCUCUCCGGCCAAGGGCGACUGCGGGGCACACGUCAAAUGCGACAAUGAAGGCUAUCCGCCGAUCUCUCAAGAGUGACAAGGACGGGAGGCAGCCGCCACCAAGUCUGACCAUUACCCCCAAGACGAUCCAAGCCCUCCCCCCGAAGAAAGUUAUAAAAGCCUUAUACGACCACGAGCCCCAAAAUGGCAAUGCGCAAGAGUUGUCAUUCCACAAGGGCGACUUCUUCCACGUCCUGAGUCGCGAAGACGACACAGAGUGGUACGAGGCCUGCAACCCGCUCAUCCCAUCCGCUAGGGGGCUGGUGCCCGUGGCUUUCUUUGAAGUGGUCGGUAAAAAACAGCGACAAAGUGAAAACUCUCUAUCCUCCCCAGGGGAGAAGAUGGAUGGUCACGACUCGGGAUUUUCAGAGAAAGGUUCGACCAACUCGGGCCACACCAGAUCCGAAUCGACGGCAACCACAAGACCCAGUGCAGGAACACACCAGAGAGGACCAAGCAUGACCGGAAGAAACGCAGGCGCCAUGGUGUAUGGUGUAGUGCAGUACGAUUUCCACGCUGAACGGGCAGAUGAACUGGAUGCCAAAGCCGGAGAGGCGAUCAUCGUCGUGGCGCAGUCCAAUCCUGAAUGGUUCGUUGCGAAGCCGAUAGGACGGUUAGGAGGACCAGGAUUGAUUCCGGUUUCAUUUGUCGAUAUUAAGGAUACCGCGACUAUGCAAUCCGUGUCCGAUCCCCUGGAAGCAGUCCGGAAAGCAGGCGUUCCUCGGGUUGAAGAGUGGAAAAAGUUUGCUGCAGAAUACAAGAACAGCAGUAUCAGCCUGGGCAAAUUUGACAAUCCCCAAGCUCAAAUGUCAGCCGAGAUGGCUCGAAUGAGCCUUCAGAAUGCGCCUUCGCAGCAAUCGCUCCCCAAUACGAACUAUAAUGGUGCGAGAAUAUCGCAGCAGUCGAAUAUCCCUCUUGCGCCCAUGAGCGCUUCAGUACCCCGGUAUUGUUUCGACAACGAUAUGUACUGGUAUAUUAUCGAAUGCCAAAUGGAAGACGGCCGAUGGUGGGAGCUGUCGCGGUACUACGCUGAUUUCUACGACUUUCAGAUCGCCUUACUGGAGAUGUUUCCCGAAGAGGCCGGCAACAAGGGCAAGCCUCGUACUCUGCCAUUUAUGCCUGGGCCAGUGGCACACGUCACAGAUGCAAUCUCCAAUGGUCGACGCCAGAACCUGGAUGAGUAUAUCAAAAAGAUCGUGGCAAUGCCGCCUCACAUCUCCAAAAGCAUGCUUGUGAGGAAUUUAUUCAAGCCAAAACCGGGUCAAGAUUUUGAAAUUGACCCCAACGCGCUGGGAGAGGAUUACCGACUAUCCGCGGGAUCACAGCAAUCGAUGCAACCUGUCUCUCGGACGUCCUCUAACCAGCAAGCGCCGGGAAUGGCAUACGGUGGUAUGCCCCCUCCCAGCGCACGAAUGUCCCAGCAACACCGGGGUCCCGUCCCCAUGCCCGCCGGAACCAGUGUGGCCAUGGGAGGGCCACCUUUCUUACACUCCCAGGCCAGCAAUUUGACUCAAAAUUCCAACUCUUCGAGCAUGAAGACGAGCAAUGCCGGCGCUGCUAUGAAGGUGAAGGUAUUUUUUCAGGACGAUAUUAUUGUGCUCCGAGUACCCCAGGAUAUUAUAUUUGCAGCAUUGAGAGAGAAGUUGAUGGACCGGCUGAAGGUCAAUGAGGACAUUGUCAUACAGUACAAGGACGAGCCGACGAACACCCUCAUUGAUCUCGAGAACGAUGACAACCUCGAUGUUGCGCUACAACGAAAUCCAAAACUCACACUGUACGUCAAUUAUGCGACGGGUUAGAGGCAAGGGGUCGUUCUUCCGAUGAUACAUUCUGAAUAUUGCCAGCGAGCAGCAUCCCGAGUCUCAGCACUGUUUUGCAGUAUUACCCCAGCCUUUUCUUAUGCGCGGCUUACAGGGCGAGCGACAGGGCGACCUGAUGAGACGAAUGGUUAAUGUGACGAUGUUCGGCGCUUUUAUAGGGCGUCCUAGGGUUGAUCUUGAAGGGAGACUUUUCCAAUUCUCGCAAAAAGUUUCGAAACUCUCGACCUUGACUUGCAAGGAGGAAUAUGAAGUGCUACGUGGAGUUGAAAUCUCUCGAAGUCAUGUUUGGACGGAUCUUUCACAGGUACACGGCGCGAUGAGACAUGGAUGAUGGAAAGCCUUAUGCACAGAUUAUAUUCCCUUCGAUCAUGCGGGUAUCCAGGCCAUUUUCGGGUCAAUUGCGAUAGUCCUCAGAGGUCUAUAGAACCUGCCCUUUAUAAUGAAUUUGUGCCACAA
Cladophialophora immunda is the source of this 2864-nucleotide messenger RNA. RefSeq lists its product as uncharacterized. The record is from RefSeq and is a predicted model, not a curated record. Gene Ontology annotation, molecular function: protein binding; phosphatidylinositol binding. Bases 594 to 2387 code for a protein of 597 amino acids. Gene Ontology annotation, biological process: conjugation with cellular fusion. The transcript has 3 exons. Gene Ontology annotation, cellular component: mating projection tip. Lineage: Eukaryota; Fungi; Ascomycota; Eurotiomycetes; Chaetothyriales; Herpotrichiellaceae.